UGUCUCGGUCCUCCUGGGCAGAGGUGACGGCCUCCGGGAGAGAGAAGAUGCCCAGAUACACGGUCCACGUCCGGGGGGAGUGGCUGGCCGUGCCCUGCCAGGGCGAAGGCCUCACGGUGCUGUGGCUGGGCCGGGAAGCCCUGAGGAGGUACGUGAAGAACAAGCCCGAUAACGGAGGCUUUGCCUCGGUGGAUGGCGUGAAGUUCUACAUGCGGAGAUGUAAGGGGCUGGGCCUGCUGGACCACGACGACCUGCUCGAAGUCGCCUUGGAGGACAACGAGUUUGUGGAAGUCGUGAUAGAAGGUGACGUGAUGUCUCCAGACUUCAUUCCAUCUCAGCCCGAAGGAUUUUAUCUAUACAGCAAAUACCGGGAACCCGACAAGUAUAUCGCCUUAGAUGGAGACAGUCUGACAACUGAGGAUUUGGUCAAUUUAGGAAAAGGGCUCUACAAAAUCAAGCUUACUCCAGAGGCUGAGAAGCGAGUGCAAGACUCCAGAGAGGUUAUCGAAAGUAUCGUGAGAGAGAAAACUGUUGUCUAUGGAAUCACUACUGGAUUUGGAAAAUUUGCCAAUACUGUCAUCCCCCCUGAUAAGCUAAAGGAACUCCAGUUCAAUUUAGUGCGUUCCCAUUCCUCAGGUGUUGGGAAACCACUGAUCCCAGAGAGAUGCCGGAUGCUCAUGGCUUUGAGAAUCAAUGUCUUAGCCAAAGGAUACAGUGGAAUUUCCCUGGAAACUCUCAAACAAGUGAUUGAAAUGUUUAAUGCAUCUUGCCUGCCCUACGUUCCAGAGAAAGGAACAGUCGGAGCUAGUGGAGACCUGGCCCCACUUUCUCACCUUGCACUGGGCCUUAUAGGAGAAGGGAAGAUGUGGUCUCCAAAGAGUGGCUGGGCUGACGCCAAAUAUGUCCUAGAAGCCCAUGGAUUGAAACCAGUCACUUUGAAGCCCAAAGAGGGUCUGGCCCUCAUCAACGGGACCCAAAUGAUCACAUCCCUGGGCUGUGAAGCUGUGGAAAGAGCGAGUGCCAUCGCGAGACAAGCUGACAUCGUGGCUGCUUUGACCUUGGAGGUGCUGAAGGGCACCACCAAAGCCUUCGAUACAGACAUCCACGCUGUGCGCCCUCACCGUGGGCAGAUUGAAGUCGCCUUCCGAUUUCGGUCCCUCUUGGAUUCUGACCACCACCCAUCAGAAAUAGCAGAAAGCCACAGAUUUUGUUCCCGAGUACAGGAUGCCUACACAUUGCGCUGCUGUCCGCAGGUCCACGGUGUGGUAAACGACACAAUAGCUUUUGUGAAGGAUAUCAUCCUGACCGAGAUUAACAGUGCAACAGACAAUCCUAUGGUUUUUGCCAGUAGAGGAGAGACUAUUUCUGGGGGAAAUUUCCAUGGUGAAUACCCAGCAAAAGCUCUGGACUACUUGGCCAUAGCUGUCCACGAACUUGCAGCCAUCAGUGAGCGGAGAAUCGAAAGACUGUGCAAUCCAUCACUCAGUGAGUUACCUGCAUUCCUGGUGGCUGAAGGGGGCCUGAAUUCUGGCUUCAUGAUUGCUCACUGCACAGCAGCAGCUCUGGUUUCGGAGAGUAAAGCCCUGUGCCAUCCCUCCUCUGUGGAUUCCCUCUCAACCAGCGCCGCUACCGAAGAUCACGUGUCCAUGGGAGGGUGGGCUUCGAGAAAAGCCCUCCGAGUCAUCGAGCAUGUGGAGCAAGUGUUAGCCAUUGAGCUCCUCGCCGCCUGUCAGGGCAUCGAGUUUCUACGCCCCCUGAAAACAACCACUCCAUUGGAGAAGGUCUACGACCUUGUGCGCUCUGUUGUAAGACCUUGGAUAAAAGAUCGUUUCAUGGCCCCAGACAUCGAAGCAGCUCACCGUUUGCUUGUGGAUCAAAAGGUUUGGGAAGUUGCUGUGCCUUAUAUUGAAAAGUACAGAAUAGAACAGAAUCAAGAACUCUUCCAAGAAUCCAGGCCUAUCUCUCCCACUGCAUUCUCAUUGGGCUCACUGCACAAGAAAACAGAUGGCAAACACACUCACUUUGAAUCUGAAGAUCUGUAAGAGAUCAGGUUCUCACCAUUGAUCAAACAGAUCACAAAUCAAUACUAUUCUUUCUCUCAUAUCUAUCUAAUCUAUUUGUUGUCAGACUGGCUAUGUGAUUCAAACACACAUGGAAGUCAGGGAAAUUUCUAAUUAGAAUGAUAACUGUGGAUGGACACUGUCCUUCAAGAACAUGUGAUUUUUAUCCCUUAUUGUACUGAUAUAAAUCUCUUAGGAUCAUAGAUUUAAAGCUAGAAGGGCCCUUGAAUUCAACCCCCUCAUUUUUACAGUUGAGGAAACUGAAGCAUGGAGAAGAGAAGAGACUUUCCCAGCACCAUAUAGUGUCUGAGGCAGAAUUUAAAUUCAGGUCUUCUUGACUCUAAGCCCAUCAUUUCAGUCAUGGCACAAUAUAACUGUCUAAAAAUCGUAAGGUCUCUACAAGUCUUGAAGACCAGUCCAAAUACUAAGUUCAGAAAAGAAUUGACCUUGAGAAGGGGGUAAGAAAUUGGAAAAAUCUGAUUGGUCUGUCUAAAUUGCUCAAGUUCCAGGGAUAUUUGUUCAAUUUUCCCUUAACUUUGUGUCUUGUUGAUUUGAAAUAAAUUUCACAAAUAUAUUCUAUUCUCAUGAAAAAAUAGUCAGUACUUAAUUCUUAACAUUGGGAAAGAGUUUACCACUCAAAACUUAAAUAAUAACAAAGGUUAAAGAGUAGAUCCCUCUUCUAAUCUUAGCAAAUGUAGAGUGAGUUCAAGUCUGAAAUAACUAAACUUUAUCAAUUAAUGAACAUUUAGAAAACACCAGCUAUGUUCCAGACAGUGUUAGGCACUGGGGACACAAAAACAGUCCUUGCCCUAAAGAAACUUACAUUCUAUUGAAAGGAUAUAAUAUAUGUACCAAUAAAUAAGGAAACAUACAAAAUAAAUAACAUUAUCUUUUCCCUAAAA
Messenger RNA from Antechinus flavipes (yellow-footed antechinus), 2962 nucleotides. It is a transcript of the gene HAL, whose product is annotated as histidine ammonia-lyase. NCBI's taxonomy places the organism in Eukaryota, Metazoa, Chordata, Mammalia, Dasyuromorphia, Dasyuridae. The coding region runs from base 48 to 2042 and encodes 664 amino acids. The record is from RefSeq and is a predicted model, not a curated record. The transcript has 20 exons. Gene Ontology annotation, cellular component: cytoplasm. Gene Ontology annotation, molecular function: histidine ammonia-lyase activity. Gene Ontology annotation, biological process: L-histidine catabolic process.